This is a messenger RNA of Echinostoma caproni, 873 nucleotides long. The record is from the annotation of a GenBank genome assembly. Lineage: Eukaryota; Metazoa; Platyhelminthes; Trematoda; Plagiorchiida; Echinostomatidae.
AUGGAAGAAACGCCUUUACUGCCACCGGACCUCGUGGACAGUGAAUCCGAUGAAGAGUUCAAUAAAUCGCCUACUCUUAGUCCAGGCUCUAUGCACGAGGAGGAAAUAAAACCAGUUAGUACUUAUUGCGAUAGCGGUGACGAAGAACGGUCACCGCAGAGUGAAGGAACGAAAAACAAGAUGGGCCGAUGGUCCCUAAGCAAAGGAGCGGCAAAAAAACCAUCCAAAUCCAAAGUUCGUGUUGUAUCUGAGGAAGUUAUAUCCGAAGGGACGCAAUCCCAAGACGAGAUAAACAAAGUAAAUAUUCAUAGUGAAACGCAGCGGCUUCUGCGAGAGGCUGAAAUUCAUAUACCCGAACACCGGCCAAAGCAGUUCAAAAGUUUCACUGAGUUCAGGCAGUCACUUCGUGGAAUCGCUUCGAUCGCCAGUCAAGUUGUCGAAGAAACCGAAACCCGACAGAUACCACAUGAGAUGACUGCAGCGGAAGAUCCUGAGGAAAUAAAGAACUCGUCGAAUUUGGGAAUUUCCGAACCCAUAGAACAAUCUUCAUCGGCUCCCGUGGAUGCGUCCGUUCCAAAUGAUACCCAAAAUGGCACCCAUUUACUCCCUGACCAAUCUCAAACCCCAGAUCAUUCCAAUGAAUCCGUAUCUACAAAUCGACCAUCAAAAUUCAUGGGAAUUCUCAGUCUUCUUCCUGCUGCACUCCCCCCUCUGAACCGUCCGAGUGAAGAUGAGGGUUUUGUUGACUUGGGUGAGUUUGGUAAACAGCGUGGGUUGUUGUAUGUUACUGAGCAAUCACUGCGGUGUCAUUCACUGUGUACGCUACAAAAUGUUUUCAGUUUUGGUUAUUACACACCCUUGAGUGGUGAAUAA